Monascus purpureus is the source of this 768-nucleotide messenger RNA. NCBI's taxonomy places the organism in Eukaryota, Fungi, Ascomycota, Eurotiomycetes, Eurotiales, Aspergillaceae. The record is from the annotation of a GenBank genome assembly.
AUGACUCUGCUUAUUAUUUAUACCAGUAUUGCCCUCACUCUGGCCAGGAUAGCAUCGGCAUGGCCAUCCCUCCCACUACAGGAGAAGGUCCUGCACGUCAAAUACCCGGGACGACCAUGGAUGACUCCUGGAGGGAAUAUAACAAGAGCAGAAGCAAAGGAAGUCCCUAGCAUAAGUGCCCAUGGACUUCUCUGCUCGAAACCGUACCUGAUGCUUUUCAUCGACCUAGAUGUCGUCCUGGAACAGACCACUGCAACUGUAAUCCUUCACUGGUACCAGCCAGAUCUCGAGGCUGAAUGCGCCAAUUCCACACCCAGCAUCGAGGGUGAACAUGAAGGUAAUAAUAUGCUGCAGCCGAACAGAACCCUCCCUCGGAAACCAGCGUCCUAUAUCGGUCCUCGAGCUCCCACGGGUCAAAGACAUCGCUACGUCUUCCUCCUCUUCGAGCAGCCCCCGGAGUAUAAAUUUCCAGACUGUUUCCGGCACAUAUUCCCCGAAACGGUCGAAGCGAGGGCCGGGUUCGACAUUGUGCAGUUUACAAGAGUUGCCAGGCUGGGUGUUCCUGUGGCCGUUAACUGGUUCUGGGGAGGAGAUGACGGCGAGGAGGGAGUCAAUUCGACAUUGACUGCCACCUCAGCGACGCCGACGAGGUCAGCUACAAAGAAGCCGGGGGAAAUUACGACUUCGAUGAGGAUUGCGCCGUGCAAGAUUACCGGAUACAUGUAUGGGCAUGGGCAUGGGCAGGAACUCCUUCAACUGGUUUUAUGA